UCAGUUCGGCAGCCCCAGGGAGCAGAGCAGAGCCCAGCCCUGCACCAAACACAGAUGGGACCAUGAUCUCCAGCCGCAGCUUUAGCCAGAGCCUCUCAGGCUCCCUCCAUGGCACAGGAGGCAGCUGGGGCCAGCUGGGGAGCUUCCCUCGAACUCCCAGCGUCCACGGGGGUGCCGGGGGUGUCCGCGUCUCCCUUUCCUUCAGCUCACCGAGCUGCCUGCCUCCUGGAGGGUCUUGGGGAUCCAGAAGAGGCCAUUCCCUCCCGGUCGGGAAUGGGAAGGAGAUGAUGCAGGACCUCAACGACCGGCUGGCCUCCUACCUGGAGAAGGUGCGCGCUCUGGAGGAGGCCAACGAGAAGCUGGAGAGUCGCAUCCUGAAGUGGCAUGAGCAGAGAGAUCCUGGCAGUAAGCAAAAUUACUCCCAGUAUGAGGAAAACAUCAGCCAGCUGCAGGAGGAGAUCAUGGAUGGCAAGCAGACCAACGCUCAGAUCACUCUUCUCAUUGACAACGCCAGGAUGGCAGUGGAUGACUUCGGCCUCAAGUACGAAAAUGAACACUCCUUCAAGAAAGAUCUGGAAAUUGAAGUUGAAGGCCUCCGAAAGACUUUGGAUGAUCUGACUAUCAUCACUACAGAUCUGGAACAGGAGGUUGAGGGGAUGAGGAAAGAGCUCAUUCUCAUGAAGAAGCGCCAUGAGCAGGAAAUGGUAGAACAUCAUGUGCCAAACGACUUCAAGGUCAAUGUGAAGGUGGAUGCAACUCCAGGCGAGGAUCUAAUUAAGAUCUUGGAGGAUAUGAGGCAGGAAUAUGAGUUUAUAAUAAAGAAGAAGCAUCAAGAGUUGGACACUUGGUAUAAAGAGCAGUCAGCAGCCAUGGCGCAGGGAGUGGCCAGUCCAGCAGCUGUGCCGAGCAGCCAAAGUGACAUCCAUGAGCUGAAGCGCACUUUCCAGGCCCUGGAGAUUGACCUGCAGGCGCAGUGCAACAGGAAAUCUGCUCUGGAGAACAUGCUGUCAGAGGCCCAGGCCCGGUUCUCCUGCCAGCUCCAGGACAUGCAACACGUCAUCUCCCACUACGAGGAUGAACUGAGGCAGCUACGCCAUGACCUGGAGCGUCAGAACAACGAAUACAAGGUUCUCCUGGGCAUCAAGACCCACCUGGAGAAGGAAAUCGCCACCUACCACCGGCUUCUGGAGGGAGAGAGUGAGGGGACAAUGGAAGAAUCAAAGUCAAGUGUGAAAGCAUCUGCAGCUCCAAAGAUCAAGGCCAUCACACAGGAGAGCAUCAAUGGAAGAAUAAUUCUUUCUCAAGUGAAUGAGAUCCAAAAGUAUGCAUAAAGCCAAUGAAAAUUUCUGCCUAUUGUAAGAGCUACUCUUCCCCAAUAGAAAUCUUUGCCCAGACAUGAUGGGUGAGUCCUAAGUGGUAUCCUUGGAGUUAUCAAACUCAGAAACUUUUUUUUCCUCUGGAACAAUGUCACAAGUUACUCCAUAAUGAUCUUAAUAUAUUGCUGCACUUUCUGAAUCACAGUAUGAGUUCAUGAGCAUAAAGCUCUACUUUCCUACUAUAAUCUUCAAAUUGCCAUCCUGUGUAUUUGUUUUGUAGCCAAUAAAACUUUAUACCAGCUGCAUUA
This is a messenger RNA of Hyaena hyaena (striped hyena), 1624 nucleotides long. RefSeq names its product keratin 23 (gene KRT23). Gene Ontology annotation, molecular function: structural molecule activity. The transcript has 8 exons. NCBI's taxonomy places the organism in Eukaryota, Metazoa, Chordata, Mammalia, Carnivora, Hyaenidae. The record is from RefSeq and is a predicted model, not a curated record. Bases 63 to 1331 code for a protein of 422 amino acids.